Messenger RNA from Chrysoperla carnea, 2222 nucleotides. RefSeq names its product methylcrotonoyl-CoA carboxylase subunit alpha, mitochondrial (gene Mccc1). The transcript is spliced from 11 exons. Gene Ontology annotation, cellular component: mitochondrion. The coding region runs from base 81 to 2222 and encodes 713 amino acids. NCBI's taxonomy places the organism in Eukaryota, Metazoa, Arthropoda, Insecta, Neuroptera, Chrysopidae. The record is from RefSeq and is a predicted model, not a curated record. Gene Ontology annotation, molecular function: methylcrotonoyl-CoA carboxylase activity; metal ion binding; ATP binding.
GCAUAAGACAAAAAAUACAUGUGUUUACUUUGACUAGUACCAAACAGUUGAGAAGUCUUGGCAAAAUUUAAAAUAUUAAAAUGGUAUUAGGACGAUAUAUUGUUACAUUAAAUAAAAAGUUUCUGUCAGUGAAGGAGUUCAAACGAUGUAUUACUACUAUAAAGAAGAUAGAUAAAUUGUUAAUAGCCAAUCGUGGAGAAAUAGCAUGUCGUGUUAUAAAAACCGCUAAAAAUUUAGGAAUUCAAACUGUUGCUGUGUACAGUGAUGCAGAUCGUAAAGCUAUGCAUGUUUUAAUGGCAGACGAAGCAUAUAACAUAGGACCGGCAAGCUCUUUAGAGAGCUAUUUACGUUCGGAUAAAAUAAUAGAAGUGGCAAAACGAUCAAACAGUAAAGCAAUUCAUCCAGGAUAUGGAUUUUUAUCUGAAAAUACUGAAUUUGCAGAUCAAUGUCAAUCUGAAAAUAUAAUUUUUGUUGGCCCACCAGCAUCGGCUAUUCGAGAUAUGGGAAUUAAAAGUACAUCAAAAGCAAUAAUGACUGAAGCUGGAGUUCCCGUCGUAAAAGGAUAUCACGGUGAUGAUCAAAGUACUGAUCGUUUAAUAGCAGAAGCCAGAAAAAUAGGAUUUCCAAUAAUGAUUAAAGCUGUUCGCGGAGGUGGAGGAAAAGGAAUGCGAAUUGUGAACUCUGAAUCUGAAUUUAUGGAAUCAUUAGAGUCAGCGAAAACAGAAUCAUAUAAAUUUUUUAAUGAUAAAAAUGUAUUACUUGAACAAUAUAUUGAUAGACCACGCCAUGUAGAAGUUCAAGUUUUUGCUGAUCAAUAUGGAAAUGGUGUUUAUUUAUUUGAACGAGAUUGUUCUGUACAAAGAAGGCAUCAAAAAAUUAUAGAAGAAGCUCCUGCGCCGGGAAUUUCGGAAGAAUUACGCCGGGAGCUAGGAGAAGCUGCUGUUCGAGCAGCCAAAUCAGUUAAUUAUGUUGGUGCAGGCACUGUUGAAUUUAUUUUAAAUCGUCUAAAUCAUAGUUUUCAUUUUAUGGAGAUGAAUACUCGUUUACAAGUUGAACAUCCAAUUACUGAAAUGAUUACUGGCACAGAUCUUGUCGAAUGGCAAUUAAGAAUAGCUGCGGGUGAAAAAUUACCUGUAACUCAAGAUCAAAUUAUUUUAAAUGGACAUGCCUUUGAAGGUCGUAUAUACGCAGAAAAUCCUUCUGAUAACUUUAUGCCCAGGCCUGGUCCUUUAACGUACUUAAGUACUCCUCGGCCUUCAAAAAACGUUCGAAUAGAAACUGGUGUAAGACAAGGUGAUGAAGUUUCGAUAUAUUAUGAUCCUAUGAUUGCCAAACUAGUUGUAUGGGGUGCAAAUAGAUCUGAAGCAUUAGCGAAGUUCACAGAAAUGUUAACAGAAUAUAAUAUUGCAGGAGUAGAUACAAAUAUAAACUUUUUAUUAGACUUAUGUCGUCAUUCAGAGUUUAUUGAUGGAAAAGUUCAUACAGGUUUUAUUGAUGAUCAUAAAGAUAGCUUAUUUCCAAAACGUAAACCAAACAAUAUCCUAAUAUCGAAAUUAGCUCUGGCAGUAUUAUUACAUGAAAAAUAUACCGAACAAAAGCGAGCUGUUAACGAAAAUCAAUCAAAUAAUCCAUUCGUUAUUGAAACUGGUUUUCGGGUAAAUCAUUCACUAGUUCGAAGUUUGAAAUAUUUCUUUAAUGGUGAUCUAAUUGAAAUUAAAAUUCGUUAUAUAACCCCCGAAAGUUAUCAAAUAAGUAUCGAUAAUGGUAAUACAUGGAUGUCAGUUAGUGGAAUAUUGGAAAAUAAAUUUGGAAUUUAUGAAUUAAAGUAUCAAUGUGACGGUUUUAUUAGUAGUUGUAAAUAUACAGUUAUCGAUGAUUCGAUUUGUAUUUUUGAUAAGGAUGGAAAAUGGGAAUUUAUCAAAGAAAAACCUAAUUAUUUAGAUAAACUUAUAACAGGUUCAGAUACUUCAAAUACAAAUAUUGCAGUAUCUCCAAUGCCAGGUUUAAUCGAAAAAAUCAAUGUUAAACCUGGUGAUGAAGUUAAGGUCGGAGACUCUUUAUUUGUAUUGAUUGCUAUGAAAAUGGAAUAUGCUGUAAAAGCAAACCGUAACGGUAUCAUUGCUAAUGUUAAUCACAAAGUUGGGGAUAAUGUUGAAAAGAAUGCAGUAAUUGUAGAAUUUGAAACGGAUGAAGAAGAUUUAAAAGAAAAAAUCAAGGCUUAA